Penaeus chinensis is the source of this 1358-nucleotide messenger RNA. RefSeq names its product carbohydrate sulfotransferase 9-like. The transcript has 5 exons. Lineage: Eukaryota; Metazoa; Arthropoda; Malacostraca; Decapoda; Penaeidae. Gene Ontology annotation, biological process: carbohydrate biosynthetic process. The record is from RefSeq and is a predicted model, not a curated record. Gene Ontology annotation, cellular component: membrane. Bases 1 to 1173 code for a protein of 390 amino acids. Gene Ontology annotation, molecular function: sulfotransferase activity.
AUGUUAGGAGAGGCCUACGCCCUGCGGCAGCAGAUGCAGGAUGAGGAUGCUAUAUACAUGAUGCCAGGGAUCCCUUGGCAGACGAUUACUACGUUGUGUGGGGCUGCUCUUGUAAGCGUUCUGUUGGUCUGCAUUCACUUGGCACUCACGGAGACAGAAUACCAAUUCAUGCACACUCAGCCGAGAAUUCGGAAAACAACCGAGACCACCGUUUUCAAAUCCGGGAGUUGGAUGAAGCCAGACCUUCGUCAUGUGUUUCAGAAACGUCGAGAACACCUUCUGGAAAGGUGUCGCUCCCUCAGGAUAAACGAUGCCCCGCACACGACCCUGUGGCACUCUUUUUUAACUGUUGAAUCCCCUGGGCCCCUCGAGGUGUGCGUCCCUCCGAAGGCUGGUUCGACAUCAUGGCGCAAAUUAAGUCGACAAUUAGCUGAACAAAAGCAGUCGAGCCUUCGCCCGACCAACGCCAUCUUGGUUAGGCAUCCGCUGUCCCGCCUAGCUUCCGUCUAUAGAGACAAGUACCUCGACGGGGCACCGAUAAGCAACUACAACCGAGACUGGCGGGAGCGAACAGGAACCACUGCGCCGUGGAUGUUUUACUGGCUAACCUACUGGCUCCCCGCGCUGGUCUCGUCCGGACGCCUCGCUCCACCGAAGCGCUUUCUGGAAGGCCUGAAGGAGGGUGCUCCCUCUGAUAAAUCAUUCAACCUUGGGAUUAAGAGGUUGCGGGACGCCGUCACCAGCGCCUUCGGCGGCGUUCAAGACAAGCUCACGAAACGAUGUAGCAAUUCCUCUUUUACUUUCCACGAGUUUCUAGAGUUCGUAGUGUGGGCAAAUGACCUGGGAAUUCGCGACGUGCAUUGGGCACCCUACACGGAGCAGUGCCUCCCGUGCCAAAAGGACUACCACUACAUCCUCCACUUGGAAACGAUACAGGAGGAGUGCAGGAUGCUCUUGAAGGAUGUAGGAUACCCUAAGGAGCUUAAUUUCACCACUCAGCACCAGACAAAGGGAUGCACCAACACGCUUCCUCGGGAUGACUUCCAGUACUACAAAGACGUGCCUGGGAGCCUAAUGAAAGCUGUUCUUGAAAUUUACAAACAUGAUUUCGAACUCUUUGGCUAUAGCAAAUAUGUACCGUCAGUAUUAAAUAAUGGGAAUACAGUGUUGUAAAUUGAUAAAAAUCUUCGUAUUUAAAGCCUUUUAUACAGUUAUUGACAAGAUAGCAUCAAGGUGUGAUUAAACUGGCCAUUGUCGAAAUACAAAACAAGACAUGCAGAUGAUGCGACAAUUAGUAAUCGCCUGCACUGCGCGAUAAGACUUCCCAGUUUCAUACACUACAGAGGAAUACUGGCUUG